CACUGUACGGAGGUGAGAGUGAGUGAGUGGACUAUUUGGAUAUCGCUGGGUAUUCUGGGUACAGACAGUAAUUCCACGAUGGCGGCGAGCAGGAGGCUGCACAAGGUAAAUUUCCUGAUCAAUCAAAUUAGGAUUUUAUCUUGUUAGAUUAAAGAGAAUAAAACAUUCGGAUUGCUAAAUCUCCGAUAAAAUGAAAAGUGUCGUUAAAUUGGUUUAAUUUAGCCCCACACUGUCAGAAACCUCAUGAAACUCGGUAAGCGGAAAAUGAAGCUAGCUAGCUAGACGUUAGCGUGCUAAGCUAACCCGCUAGCAGUUGUUUUUUGGUGAUGUUUUGAUGUUAGCACCGGUAUGUUAAUAGGCAAGGUCCGUGUUUUAUUCAUCUAAAUUAAUUAACAAUGUGUCAUCAAAUUUAUUUAGUUUAAAUUAAUUAUUGUGUCAUAAAUUGGGUGAUAGUCGCAGUUAAACAUGAUUGAACAUUGGCUCAGAAAAACUUGGCUGGCUAGCUAACGUUAGCUAGCUUGCGAACCGUAGCAUGGGAGUUAAUUGUGCAAUGCACAGCAGGUACCUAGUUAGCUAACGGUGUGGUUCUAUGAGCAAACCAGCUAGUUAGCAACUCACGUUAAUUCAACUUAUUUUCUCAAUGUGUAACCGAGGAAUCUGAGCAGCUAGCCAACCAAAUGCAUUUCCUCUGAUUUGGUUUCUUAGUUGAAUUGUUUUGAAUAGUCAUCGAGUGAAUCGAAAGCGAAAUUGUAGAAAUUGAUUAUCUGCUAAAUACGUUACGUUAGCUAAGCUAGUUGAAUUUCAUUCAUUCGACCUCAGUAAACGAGCUAGCUAGCUUAAUAGCUAACAAUGAUUAACGUUAGCUUACCAACACUGGGUGUAAACAAUCCUCAUCAUGUUCUCAACACUGGGUGUUAACAACCCUUAUCAUAAUUGGCAGCUGGGUUUAAUUUGUGUGAAAAUAACGUUAGCUAGAUAUCUAGCCAAAAAUAUCUAGCUAGUUGGUUAGUCAGCAGUAUCGAUUAACCUAACUUCUUAGAACGUUUUUACAUAGACUUUUAAACCCUUUAUUUUCUCAAAACAACCGUAGGACAUAGAAUAAGGCUACAUUCAAGAUCAGAUUAAUAUGGAAAGAAAUGAAACCAGGAAGCUGUGUGCCCAUGUUUUAUUGUUAUGGGUGUGUUAACUGUAAUGUCCUUGUCACUAUAACACACUGUAACACUACCCCCAAUCUCAUGAUUUGUAGUGAACGAUUACCAGCCCUGGGAUUUAUGAGUCAUUCCUCUGGUUUGGCAGAGAUCAGUGUUCUGUAGUGAGAUCAGUGUGAGACUUCCUGGUUGGGUGAAUGAGACACAGACAGAUAUAGGCUAAUCCCUAGUAUUCGUUCAGUCUGUGUUUACGUGUGUCUGUAGUCAUUGGGCUGUUUUGGCCUAUUGGACACAGCUUGUUUAGUGGUUACUAAGACUCAGCCAACACAGACAUGUUUUAUCAGUCCUUUAUCUCUAGUUUGAUAUACACCUCUCUGCUUCCCGUAAUGGUGAUGUUUAUGGUUUAUGAUUAACUAACAUUAAUUAGCUGUACAGGAGAACUUGUUCAUUAUGUUUUUCUCUCUCUUUCAGGAACUUGAUGAAAUCCGCAAGUCUGGAAUGAAAAAUUUCCGUAACAUUCAAGUGGAUGAAACAAAUAUUUUGACUUGGCAAGGCCUCAUUGUUCCAGUAAGUAGCCUAGCGGCAUUACAUACUACUUUCUCCAGACAUAAUAACAAGGAGGACCAAGGCACUCACAGCGAUGUUACAACUCAUUUGUUGCUGUGCCAUUUUCAGUAGGACAUCAGCUCACCUUUUAACCAAAUGUCAUUGUCUCUCUCCCCUCUAAAAGGACAACCCUCCAUACGAUAAAGGUGCGUUCAGGAUCGAGAUAAUCUUCCCAGCGGAGUACCCCUUCAAGCCCCCCAAGAUCACGUUCAAGACGAAGAUCUACCACCCCAACAUCGACGAGAAGGGACAGGUGUGUCUGCCUGUGAUCAGCGCAGAGAACUGGAAACCAGCCACUAAAACUGACCAAGGUACGGCGGAAAGUUCUUCUGACUUAACUUUUUAAAUAGUAGUUAUUUGCAGUUUUUCAUAAUUUGUAAUUGAAAGUCUGAACCCUAACCCUCCAGUCUCCUCUCCCUCGGAGUCUCCUAUCUAUUUGGCUGGAGAGGAUUCCAUCCUGUAUCCUCUGCCUGGUUAUGGAUUUCAAUGUGUCUUUCUGACCUGGUUCAUCUGGACUUCCUCGUGUCAUCAUCCAUUUUUACAGUCUCUUUUAUCCUGCUUGUCUCUCUGCAGUGAUCCAGUCCCUGAUCGCGCUGGUCAACGACCCCCAGCCAGAGCAUCCUCUCAGGGCAGACCUAGCAGAGGAAUACUCUAAGGACCGUAAAAAAUUCUUUAAGAACGCAGAAGAGUUUACAAAGAAACAUGCCGAAAAACGACCUAUGGACUGAGAACGCAAACGUGUGACUUCCUUUUCCUCCCUCCCCCCGGGAUCCUCUCUCAACUCCUCCCUCUCUCCCCCCCUCCAAGACCACCUAUACCCCCUCUGUUCUUACCCCGUCCCCUGAAAAUGCCCCCCACACACGUACACACAUCCUUCUAGCCCCCCUCCUCCUCCUGGGGCGGUAUAUCUCGGCUCCACUUCGCCCUGGCAACAGGACUUUUUCGUGAAUCAGGCAGGUCGUUCAGCUCUGGGUGUUAGCUUGUUGCUGUUAAUAACUUUCUACUGAUUUCUUAAAUUAAAUUAUAAAAAUGUUGAAUUUGGGCCAGAGAGAGCAACCUGUAAAAGAGGGAGAGGAAAAAAAUACAACGGAAAGAAAGAUGUGGAUAAAAAUGUUGUUCUGCUCAAUUUGCUCAUGAUUUGUUCACAGAAGUGUAUUGAUUGCUGGUGCAGACCUGUAUAAAGAUUGUUGACUGUUUUGAAAGCUAUUUGCUAAAUGCUGAACUUGUGGUCUGAUUGCUAACCCUUUUCCGCUCACUCCUUCCCCUCACUAAAAUAUGUAACAGAAAAAAAACAACCUCAAAGCAACUAAAUGAUAGAAAACAUUUAAAGCAUCCAGGUUGAGGAGGUGUGGCAAAAAUGUUUAUUUUAUAUUUCUUUUUAUUGUUUUGCUUAAGUUGCACUUUGCUCUGUGGAACUAGCUUUUAAGUUCACCAUAAAACUUCAGUUUGUCACCAAUACAAUGUUCCAGAUGUUAUAAAAAGGAGAAGAAAAAAAAUUGUGUGCACCUUAAUUGAGAGAUUAUCAUGAAAUGUUUUGUUCAGCGGAUAUAUGGCACUUCCUGUAAAGGUCUGACCAUGUGACAGGAAGUACCUCUCUAUGCCUUUGCCCACUUGCCUCUUACAAGAAGGCAAUUAGACUGUCACAUCUUGUUCCCAUUUAAACUACUCAUCAGUCUUCCUCUGUGACUGGGAGGAUGGAACAAUUUUUUGGGGUGUUGAGGUGAUCAGCCCUAGAAAGGCACUGCACAAAUUCACUAAUCUUGUUCACAUAUUUGGCAUACAAAGUGAUUUGUGAAUCAGAUUGCAAAAGUUUAGUCAUUUAGAAAUGCAUUUAGUCAUUCAGCAACAACCACCUGACCAGUACUGCCAUUGGGGAAUAAUAAUGACAUUGGACCAAAACAUUUGAUUACUUUAUUCAUCAGUUUAUGUAAUUGUAAAUGAAAGUUAACCAGUAACCACUUAGAGGCAGGAGGCAGUUACCCAUCCAAUCCAUUGGGAUCUGUAAACACUGAAGGGUUAGGACCAAUGAUGUGAUGUAUUGGUUAAGACUGCCAAUGAGAUGCAUGCACGAUACUUUGGAGACCUGUAAAUGUCAGUCACUUUUUCAACACUAGAGGGUGAUACUUCUCUACAAGGGAAAUUGAACUCCUUAUCCAAAGGGCUUUGUGGGUCUAUCUAUGGC
Coregonus sp. 'balchen' is the source of this 3936-nucleotide messenger RNA. Lineage: Eukaryota; Metazoa; Chordata; Actinopteri; Salmoniformes; Salmonidae. The record is from the annotation of a GenBank genome assembly.